This is a messenger RNA of Phycodurus eques (leafy seadragon), 2997 nucleotides long. RefSeq lists its product as uncharacterized. NCBI's taxonomy places the organism in Eukaryota, Metazoa, Chordata, Actinopteri, Syngnathiformes, Syngnathidae. The record is from RefSeq and is a predicted model, not a curated record. Gene Ontology annotation, cellular component: external side of plasma membrane. Gene Ontology annotation, biological process: negative regulation of T cell proliferation; T cell costimulation; cell surface receptor signaling pathway. The transcript is spliced from 8 exons. Bases 277 to 1230 code for a protein of 317 amino acids.
GCCCACGCGGUGCGCGGCGAGUGUGCUCGCUCAUACCGAAAGUAAAAAUAAGUAAGCAAACAAAAACAAAACGGGCGGCGAAUUUCGGAGAGUCAUUCGGCCAACGAUACCCCGAAGACGACCACGAAGUCUGUGGAAGUGGGAGCCGCCGUUUGAGAGGAGAGGACAGGAGAGUGCCGAGGUCCGUCGCACACUCGCCUGCCUGGAACGUCCAUCUUGACAACAACCCACCGACGAUAUGGUUUAAGUGAGUCAACAUGUUCACUUUCAACGUCAAUGACGAUGUCUCCAGCUAGUAUCCGGUUGUGGCUGCUCAUGGUGAUCUGCGUCAGCGGGCAAAAUGCUCUGAACGUUUUCAUGGAGGUGGUCUGCCAGAAUGAGAACGUGGGCCAGUACGGUCGACCAUCAGUGGUGGACUGCGUGAUCCAGACGUUGCGGGAGGUGAAAGAUCUGACCGUGACCACCGUCACUUGGAAGAAAGACGGCGUGCGCCUGCUGUUGUUUCACAAUAACAAACUGGAGCCCACCCCGGGCUAUUCGUUUGCGGAUCCGUCUUGGAACAGCAAGUCUUUGAACGUGUCCCUGCGGAUCGCCGACACCUCCGUGGCCGCGCACGGCAAUUACACGUGCCUGGUGAUGUCGGACAGCGGCUCGCACAAGAGCUCAGCCAGCCUUCGUGUCACGGCCAAAUACAGCAGACCCAGCAUCCACGCCACUCCGGCAGACAUUACCCCCAACUCGGAAGUCACCCUGACCUGUCGCUCCGACGGCGGCUACCCAAAGGGCCGACUGGGCUGGUUUGUCUGUCCGAACGCGCGGCGGGUCGGAACAACUGGAACCGUGGCCGAGGUGAUGGGAAAUGGGCUGUUCAACCUGUCCAGCGAGCUGACUUUGUCGCCGGGGCACGUCGCCUCCGAGUACACCUGCGUGGUGUUCAACGCCAGCGGCGGCAAAGACGACGAGGCCGCAUUGGCGAUACCCGACUCGGCCAGGUCUGCAGGGCAAGGACAAAAUCCAAAAGAGAAAGGCUUGGAUUUGGCUACCAAAGUAGUGGCGCCAGUGGUGGUCAUCGGGUCGCUGGGUGUCGGAUUGCUGCUCUAUCUGGUGCUAAACAAGAAGUGUCCUGCCCGAAACCGCAAACCGGUUCUUCAACCUGGAACAGACUCAGAGCAAGGUUAUCAACAGGAUCAUCCUUUGGUGAACCAUGAAAGCCAGCAGACCAAGGCGUGAGGCGACACUGCAUGACCGGAAUCACUACUCAGCAUUACUUUUUUGCCCUGUCCAUCACUGACUGCUAUUUGAGAUCAAUAAAUUGUAAAGUAUUAUAAUGAUUGUUCAUCUGAGCCGCAACUUUUUAAAUCACUGAAUGAUAUCAAGCUACAGUAAAUUGAGGCUGGGUGGUUGAAAGAGGAUGAGGUUUCUACAUAAGAGAGUGUUGUAAAUGAAUUCUGAGCAUUAACACUUUCGCUGUCCACCUGAGCAGAACGCUCUCCAUUGCUCGCAUUUGUUGACGUCAUGCCAGUGAAGUGAUGAAUUACCCGUACGCAAAGAGUAGCAGAAGCACUUUGGCUGCAGGGUCAGUUCGAAACCGAUGAGAAAACAUUGAACCUGACUUGGAAUUCAUGUAUUCCACUCACUGGAAUACAUGAAUUACAGGAUAUGCAUGCAGUAAAUGUAGCUUCCUUGUUUAAUUUGGACUCGUUGAGGAGCAGGCAGGACCUCUCUCUCUCUGUGUGUGUGUGUGUGUACGUGUGCACGUGUGCGUGUGCAUAAUUUGAAUUCUCUUUCACUUUCUACAUAACUCACCCCAGAGGAUAAACAGACCAAAAAGAAAGCCUGUUACUCACACUACUAAUUCUAUCUUGAUACUUUAUGACCAUUUGUGUGCGUGUGUGUGUGCGCAUGUGCGUGUGUGCACGUGUGUGUGUGUGUGUGCGUAAAUCGAUGCUCAGCAUUUCAUGACUAUAUAUGUAGCACCACUUGUAAAGAAAUCAAAAUGUUUCCAGUCCUGUGUUCCAGACCACUCUAAAGAUUGGGAAUUUCCAAGAUCCUGGUUUUAUUUUCGUUUUCCAUUAUUAAUUCUCAUCACAUACGCUCACAUGGAGAGAAAUAGUCCUUAUCUUGUUGUAUCUUCAUUUUAAAAACAUUUUUUUUUAAAUUAAAGCCCUCCAAGUGGAUUCUCGUGAGAGGCGCCUUGUGAUUUGGUAACACUCAGGAAGUAUAUUAAAAAAAUGCAGAUUAUCAGAAUGAGAUAUGUUUAAUGUCUUUGACCUAAAUCACAGGUAUCAAACUCAAGGCCCGGGGGCCAGAUCCGGCCUGCCACUUGAUUUUAUGUGGCCCGCGAAGGCAACUCAUGUGUGUCUACUUCCAUGAUUCUUGUUAAAAUCUGCACCGAAAUUUCAAAUAGUCAUAUAUCAUAAAUAUAUAUAUAUAUAUAUAUAUAUCAUAAUGUUGAGAUACUGCAAGCAUUUUUGUGUUACCAAACAUGAACAAUAGUUAAAAAACCAUUACCCUUGAUUUCUGAAUCCAAAACUAGUUCAUAAAUUUCACGUGUAAAUAUGAUGAGGCAAUUAAAGAUUUUUAUGGUUUCACAGUCAUAACGGCCCUCUGAGGGAAACCGGAACUACAAUAUGGCCGGCAAAAAAAAAUAGUUUGACGCCCCUGAGUCCUAAAUGAUACAAAAUGGUUGAUCAUUAAUUUCACAUAACACUGGUGCUUGUUUAUAUUGUUUUAUUUGUAUUUUGUACAUUAAUCUUUUUUUCCCCACCAGGAUGAAAGUUUAUUUGGGCAUGUUUGUUUGCAAUCUAUGGAGUUUUAAAUUUGAUAUUUGAUUUUAUAUGCACAUCACAAUGCAAAAUUUGUAAUAACCGAAAUGUGUUUUUUUUUUGUGUGCCUUAUUGGAAAAAGUAACACAUGCAUGGGAUGUAAAAUGUCAUGUAUGUAACCCUAACCAGUUUCUUAACGCUCUUGGAUUAUUUUGUGUAUUAAAAUGAUUUU